Molecule: messenger RNA, 676 nt
Organism: Caenorhabditis angaria
Lineage: Eukaryota; Metazoa; Nematoda; Chromadorea; Rhabditida; Rhabditidae
Source: the annotation of a GenBank genome assembly
AUGUUAUUGAUAAAUAUUAUGCUCAUGUUCCAAAAUUUUGGACAAGCUUGUAUUCCGACGCAGCAAAUUGAAAGUAAGAUUUUAUAAAUUUCCUUGAUCAAAAAUUCUUGAUUUUUUUUCCGAAAAAAAUAACCUUGUUUUUAAAGCUACCACUACCACAACAUCCACCACAACAACUCCAAUAAUUUACGGAUGUCCUGAUUCAACAUGGACAGUUAUUGAUCGAACUGAUUAUUCUUGGUGCGCUUAUAUUCUGAAUGGACCUUAUUUGAUGCGAGAUUACGAAACAGAAUGUGCAAAUAUCCAUGCAAAUGCAGUUGUUUGGGGAAUUCAGGAUGCAGCCGAACUUCAAACAGUCCUAACAUUAAUUCGAGCUGUUCAAACCGUAUCUCCAAGUAAUGUAUGUUUGGGAGCUUUAAGAACAUCAGAUUGUGAUAUGGCGUAUGGACUUACCCCAACUUGCACAACUUUAACUAGUUAUGCUUGGAAUGAUGGUAAUACAGAUGGAACGGAUGGUUUUAUUUGGGCUCCUGGAAAACCGAGUAAUGAAUUUUUGUACUCUGGAUAUCCAUACACAUAUAUGUAUAUGUUGAUUCUGAUACUGGUGAAAUGUCAGAUACUUAUAGUGGUUGGGAUGGAGACGCAGGGCUUUGUGGAAUGCUACCAAUUCAGCUGA